UGUGACUCCCGGCACUGCGCACCGCACACAGCUGCGCCAAAACCAAGGAUGCGGACUUCUCUGGUCGUGUGCUGCUGCGUCUUGGCGCUGCAAUGCCUCCCGAGCACGCUUUGUCUUCCAGUGCGGGAAUCCAGCAGGUACAAAGUGGCACCGGACUCUGAAAAGUUCCCAGACUUGAAGACGACGGAGAAGGUUGAUAUUGUUCAUGAAUUGAUGAAGGAGUUGGGUGUGCUAACCAACAUACCUUACACACGGGACCGACCUCGCUGCGGCGUGCCGGACUACCCCGACGAGAAGGAAGUGCAUUACCGGGGGCGCCAGCGCCAGAGACGCUUCGUCCUGUACGGAGGCCGACUGGAGAAGAAUGACCUCACAUACAGGAUCAUCCGGUUUCCCUGGCAGAUAAGCGAGGAAAACGUUCGGCGUGUCUUUCAGGAAGCGCUGAAAAUCUGGAGUGACGUCACCCCGCUCACCUUCACCGAGGUCCACAGCGGGAGGGCCGACAUCCGCAUCGAUUUCACCAGGUCCUGGCAUGGAGACAACCUUCCCUUUGACGGCCCGGGUGGGAUUCUCGCUCACGCUUUCUUCCCCAAAACACACCGACAGGGCGACAUCCACUUUGACUACGAUGAGUCCUGGACCCUCGGAAACCACAUGGGCACAGACCUUCUCCAGGUUGCUGCCCAUGAGUUCGGGCACGUCCUGGGCCUGCAGCAUUCCCGAGAGCGGGGAGCCAUCAUGUCCGCAUACUACUCCUUCUCCUACCCGCUGAAGCUGAGCGAGGAUGACAAGCGAGGCAUCCAGUACCUGUACGGGACUCAUCCGCAAGUCCAGCCCUCACCACCACCCCCACCUCCACCUCCAUCCUUCACAGAGACCAAUGAGAUUGUCACUAAUCCUGAUGCCUGCCAGACGGACUUUGAUGCCGUGUCUAUGAUCCGGGGGGAGCUGUUCUUCUUUAAGUCGGGCUACGUUUGGCGGAUCAGGGACGGGCAACUGCAGAGCGGUUACCCAGCGCUGGCAUCUCGUCACUGGAGGGGGAUUCCAGACAACAUCGACGCCGCCUUUGAAGACAAGUCAGGGAAUAUUUGGUUCUUUCAAGGUGAGUACUACUGGGUGUUUGAUGCUGAGAUGCAGAUCAGAGGGCCGGAGACCAUCAGGAACCUGGGUCUGCCGGUGUCCCGCAUCCAAGCGGCGCUGCGCUGGGGCGACUCCAACUACAACACCUACUUCUUUAAAUCAGGCAGCUACUGGAGGUUCAAUCCCCGCGAGAACCGAGUUGAGUCCGAGUACCCGCGCAGCAUGCAGGACUGGAGCGGCAUCCCCUAUGAUGUGGACGCUGCUUUCAGGGAUAUAUACGGCUAUGCUCACUUUAUCCGAGGACGACAGUACUGGAAAUUUGAUCCUGUUGGCAUGAACUCUCUAGAGGGCUACCCUCGCUACGUCGGCAUGGAUUUUUUCGGCUGUAGAAACGUGUGAGUCUUCGUGUAACUCUGGAGAUUUGGGGUGACGGAUGUCUUUUUGACAAUGAAGAGGAGUUUUUUGGAACAGAGAUGUUUGUAUGUUCAAACUGUGGAUUCAAGGAGACGAGACGGUCUCCUCUAAAUCUGUUUUAUGCUUUACUCCAUUUAUUGAUACUCAGAUCCAUAACACCUUCUUCUCAGGAAAACCAAGUUAUGUUUCCUCAGACUUGGCACCUCCUGUGCAGCUAUACUCUACUAUUUAUUUUGCACAUUUUGUCACCGUACUCUGAGAUCUGGGCCCUGUAUUAAUGACGUGUAAUACUGAUGUGAACUGCACCGUUCUCACCUCCUUUCUUUGAGCCUGAAAUGGAGACUUCCCUGACCGAUGUUGGUUCUCAGAACCAGAACAGACUAUCUUUGUCGCUGUAGUGGACACUUUUCAUUUCAACUGUUUGUUUUUGUUUUUUAUUUCAUCACGGAUGGACUCGCUGAUCGUCAAGUGUUUGAAGAGUGACAUCAAACUUACAGCUGCUGUAGCGGAGAGCUUGAGAGGUAACUUUUGUUAUAACACUGCAACAUGAAAACCCAGAAAGGAUGUUAAACUAUACUUUUUGAAGGUGAUCAGAGUGAUUUUACUGGCAACGUCUUUUUACCUUUUUGUAUUUGGUUCAUCUAGAUUCACACUGACCAGAAAAGUCAAAUUAUUCUCAAGCAGCUCAUUUAUUUUACAGAGUUUUGGAAACCUUUCUCACUACCAGGAGAAAGAUUUUGGUAAUGUAGCUGUAACCUUCGCCAAGCAUGAUGGACUUUUGUCUUCUGUUCGUUCUAGAAAAAGAAUAACCAGUAUGAGGUAAAAGAUAAAUAUGAGCUUUGUUCAGCUUUCAAAGGGUGAUCAAAGGUUUUUCUUGACCUGAACAAACUGUCUCCAAAUAAUCUCUAAUAAUCUAUGCAGUCAAAAUUUUUCAGUUAUUUGUGGAUAAACUUUAAGAAAUUAUCUUCUGAUCUGACAUGUUUUGAGUAGCAAACAUUACUACAUGUAGGCUUGAAGGCUACGUGUGUGUAAUAAAGCUAAACUGUUAACCACUGUACAGGCAGAAGGUAUAUAUAUAUAUAUAUAUAUAUAGCCAUAUGUGGUCAAUUAUGAGUGUUUGGAAUUUGCUGAGAGUGGUUUCAGAAAUUUCUAGAUGUUUUUUGUUUUUUUGCUGUGAAACUGAGUCAAUGGUAAAAUCCAUUAGGUCUGCACCUAUAGAUUAUUUUCAUUAUUGUCAAUCAGUCGAUUAAUUAAGUUUAGUCUACAAAUCAUCAGGAAAUAGUGAAAGAUGUCACCAAGAGCCUGAAGUGAUGUCAUCAGAUGUCUUGUUUAGUCCAACAACAGUCCAACGAUAUUCAAGUUACUAUAAUGUAAGACAAAGAAAAACAGCACAUUGUCAAAUUUGAAAAGCUGCAUUUCUGCUUGAAAAUUGAUUUUUAAUAGACAAUCGGCAAUUCAUUUUCUGUUGAUCGACUCUAGUAUCUAUUGUAACUGCUGUAAAUCCAGCUGUCAUCCUCCACAGAGUUACAAACUCUCCAAAACCAACAAAACAUAAGUUAAGAGUUUUGUUUUAAGGCCAUGGUUGAAGUCAGCCAGUCCGAGCCUGACAGCGUGAGCUCAGGGCAAAAGAGUCCCGUAGGUUACUUCCCCCCAGGCUGUGAACUGGCACCUGAUAACUGCAACAAUCAAAGAUUAUUCGUACAUCUGAUGUUUAAGUUUCCUCAGACUUUCAUCAGCAAUAGUGAUGAAGACAGUUCUGGGUCAGUUUUGCAGCUGAUUAAACUCUUGUAACAAGACAGGAAGCAUGUUCAAACUUUGAAUGUCUGAAACAAAAGUCCAAAGCAUUUCUGCCUUUUUUUUGGUCAAAAUCACCAUUAUUUGCACAUACAGGAGCAUGUUAGACAUGAAAGCGAUUCACGUCGGCUAAAUCGGACUUUUCCAACUGUGGUUAGAGCAUUGUUGGGUGUUAUAGGGUUUGUCAGUCCUAGUGAAGAAAGACAUUUGUACACAGCCUAAGAGACUCAACUCAGGGUAAAAACAAAUCUUAGGAGGAUCUGCAUCUAGUUUCACCUCAGCUAACGAAGGAAGAAGUGUCAGAGCUUGAAUUAAAAAGCUUUGAGCUUGGUGCAAAAACACUCCAAAAAAUUCAGUCACUGUUGUCGACUUCAGCUUUUCUCUGCAACCAAGUGUUUCCUCACUGCUGUUUAAAGGGUUUCAUCAGUCUGUAAUGUCACUU
Thunnus maccoyii (southern bluefin tuna) is the source of this 3730-nucleotide messenger RNA. RefSeq names its product matrix metallopeptidase 11a (gene mmp11a). The record is from RefSeq and is a predicted model, not a curated record. The transcript is spliced from 8 exons. NCBI's taxonomy places the organism in Eukaryota, Metazoa, Chordata, Actinopteri, Scombriformes, Scombridae. Gene Ontology annotation, molecular function: zinc ion binding; metalloendopeptidase activity. Gene Ontology annotation, cellular component: extracellular matrix. Bases 49 to 1479 code for a protein of 476 amino acids. Gene Ontology annotation, biological process: collagen catabolic process; proteolysis; extracellular matrix organization.